Dibothriocephalus latus is the source of this 747-nucleotide messenger RNA. Lineage: Eukaryota; Metazoa; Platyhelminthes; Cestoda; Diphyllobothriidea; Diphyllobothriidae. The record is from the annotation of a GenBank genome assembly.
AUGGACGAUCGGCUCAAUGUGACGUGGUAUUACUCCGGGGACAGUAAUGAAAAUGGUGUUAGUGGUGGUGAGUCCCUGCCCGGCGCCCCCAUCGAAGCCACCGUCUUCAAGCCGGAUUUCUUCCUAAUUCUGGCACGCCCUGUGCAGCGCGUUUCAGCGGAGACGGCGGCCGUGGACUCCAAGAUCCCGCCAGCUGUUGAUAAUGCUGCUGCUGCUGCUGCCGGUAGUAGCAGCAGCGGCAGUGAUGCUGGUCACAGCGCAUCCAAUGCCGACUACGGUGUCUACCAGGCGACACAGGUCAACGGUUCCGAUGCCCGAGAGGGCUUCAUCUACAAUCUGAACGCCUCCUUUAACUACCAGGUGGUUGUUUAUGGCGUCAAGUUUGAUAAUGGUGUCCGUCGGAUUACGCGCUUCUCCGAACCGUUUGAUGUGAUACUUCCACCUCCGCCUCGUUCGCGAUUCAGUCUCAUGAGCGCCUUCAUGAAUAACAAGGUGAUCUUCAUCGCUCUAGGCUCGCUGGCCCUUCUGAUGCUCCUCAUCAUUCUUAUCCUCAUUGUCAUGUGCAUCUGGCGCCAACAGAAGGACCGCAGGCGUCAACGUGUCAAACAAAACCAAACCGUAUCGUGGCGCAUCUCUGGAUGGGAUUCAGACUUAGAGGUGUUCAGUCUUAAUCCCUCAGAUGGUAGCUCGACCAGGCUCAUGUGCCAAAUGUCUGAACCUGCGGUUCCUCGUACUAAACAGGAUUAA